AUUGCAGCUUUCCUCGUCACACAGAUAGUUGUGAUUGCUGCUGGGGGAAGAGAGCGGUUGGGUACUGUUACCUUCUCAGCACAAUUAUGCAUGUUUAAGCCAUGUAAGAAGCUCUGUAAUGUCAAAAGAACAGGAUAAAGAUACCUUCUCGCUCAAAAGAAACCGAGGUAGAGCUGGUGGGCUUGAUGAUCUAGGAGGGCUGGGUGUUCUGCUGGAUAGCUCAGACAAGAAAAAGUGCAAGUCGAACGCACAGGCUCCCUCCUUCGCUCCCCUAUCUGAGUAUGCUCCACCACCAAACCAAAGUGCCGACCACCUAGUGGCUACCAAUCCUUUUGAUGACAACUACAACACACCAUCUUUCAAGCCUCUGUCCUCUGGGAACCCAUAUUUUGGCCACCCGCACUACCCUGGCUGCAGUGGCUAUGGCCUGCCCAGGAUGGACCACCUCAUGCCAAAUAGGAUGCCAUCUUCUUACAGGGGUCCCUACCAGAUACGAAACCAGCUCCACCCUUUUGCCCAGACUCAAAUGGGAAUGGGGUUCAAUCGACCCCCUGACUUUAACUAUGGUUACCAUGAAAAUCCCAAUUACGGUAACCAUCCACCAUUAAGCAACAACAACAGUAACAUGCCACUUCCACCCAAUCAGCCUUUUAGACCAGGUCCCCAUGACAACUUGAAUCAGGUGCAUCUGCAUAAUGUGACCCAAAGCACUUCUCCUGACAUGGGCCCGAGCUUUAGAUCAGCAGUCAAUCCAAUUGGGAAUCCACCUCCCCAACCCGGCAUGGACCCUAUUCCUGGUUUUACUCGGCAGCAGCAAAACAACAGAUUUACCCAGUCCAAUACACCUCCACCUAAACAGGACAUGAGUGAGGUGGUGUCAAGCAAAAGUACAUCCCAGAACACAUCUCCACAGAAACAAAGCCAUGGCUCAGAGGAGAUCAUGGGUCAGAAAAACUCUGUCGACCUGAAAUCAAAAAAUAGAGCCGCCCUGGUCUGUCAGGGUGCAGGUCAGCCUAACACCACAGAGAAAAUCAACGGCAUCAUCCACCCCAAUAAUGAUUCUCUGAAGAAGUCCCCACAGUCAGGCAGGCACAUGGAGGCAGCCCCCCUGGAGAGGAGUAGAAGCAAUGGAGGUGGUGGUGUGGCCAUCAAUAAGACACUGAUGCAUCCCAACAGGCCUAGCCACUCCUCCAUGGAGCCUGUGUUUCCAUGUGGAGUAUGCCUGAAUGAAGUGAAUGAUGACCAGGAAGCUAUCCUGUGUGAGGCCUCAUGUCAAAAAUGGUUCCACAGGGUUUGUACUGGAAUGACUGAGACAGCUUAUAACCUGUUGACAGCAGAGAUGUCGGCAGUGUGGGGCUGUGACAUCUGCAUGGAGGAGAAAGGGGCGCAGCUCCAUAGAACAAAGGAGGUAACAGGGCAGCAGCCAACAGUUAACAGCGAGUGAUAUGGUCAUGAAUAUGGUCUGUCAGUAAAAUUAUUCUAUCUUACACUGGUCAUUUUCUUUGGUAUGCUUCCUUUGUAGGUGAUUUUUCCUUACGUUUUUACAUAGGGUUUACAAAGGUUUACAUUUUUACCAUUUUGUUGUUUUAUUUGACAUUUGGUAUAAUUUGGAUAGCAGUUUCUGUCCCGUGCUUAGACCGAUGCAAAAGCUAGACUGAAGUUCUGUUUAAUGUCAUAUCUAUUCCCUAUUAUUGGGCAGGUACCAUUGGCCAUGUUGACCACAAUAAUGUCAUUUUCUUAACGAGGUCCUUACUGUUCCUCUCAACUUUCCUGGCCUAUAGUUUAUUUAAGUUAUUACAACAUCAGUAUGAGUAAGCUAUCUGGAAAGGUUAACUGAUUGACGGAUGCAAACAUAUUCAACGUUUUAAUCAGAUAUGUUUUGCAACUGCUGUUAUAGUUUGACAGAUUUUGAGCAGUAUGAUUGUUUCCCAAAAAGUUGAUAGUCACAGCUGGAAUGGUGUUCUAAAGCCAUACACCUGUACUGUAUGCUAUACAACCAGAAUUGGAUCUGAUACAUUUUUUAGAAAUGAUUUGAUACAUGUGGUCAUUCCACAAAUGUUAUGCCUUUUGAGAUGUAUAACUUCGUGAGAAAAAAAAUGUUUGACAGUAACAGGGUUGAAGAUGUCAUCUUAAAAUCAGCCAUAAAUCCCCUCGUGACAGGGGAAAUGGAUGUUGUGUGUGCAACAGUGAGGGGCAAUUGAAUGCAAGCUUUAAAAAAAGUAGAAAUGUUCAAACAUUUUUAGCCUGUCUAAUCUAUCUAUGGGUAACAGGGUUGACGUGUUAUGCUCGACCCACUCAGUUUUCCACCACAAAACACCAGACAAUGGUUAAAAAGAGUAGAACCAGCUCACCUGCUUUUACACUAGGAUUUGGCUAUUAGAUGUUCAAUGUUUAUUUUGUUUUAAAAAAAAUCCCAAGGAAUCGUUUCACAAUAUUAGAACAAAAGUUCAGUUCACGUAACAGGGUUGACCUUAAAAUGAGGGCCAGGUUUUUUUUUUACUUUAAAAUUAAUCACCAAUCACAUUAAAUAAAUAAUCUUCAGAAAUGACUUUGUCAAAGCAACAAAAUAACUAGGGGUUUACAACUUGGAUAAAUCUUAGGGUCAGAGAGUGCACGGAGGAACAUGUCAACAUUUUGGCACUUUAGCAAGUCUUUAUUCAUAUUAAAAAUCGGAUUUGUUGAAUUCUCCAUGUGGUUUAUAUUAAAGGGCACUUUGAAUAUAACAGGCUUUUAAAAUUCAAUAUUGGUGCACAAUUUCGAAUGAAAAUAUCAAAGGGACGCAAAAGGCACUAAUUUCGUGGAACGAUCCAUGUGUGUUUUUCAAACUGUUGAUAUUGAAUGUAUUUAGAGCCUUAAUGAAUUUUGUUUGUAAAACAUUAUGCAGAUUAAGCUAAUUAAAAUGAACCUAUUAUAUAAAAGACAUGUUAUACUCUAAAAAUAUGUUUUUAGUAUGUGUGCACUUUGCUUUGCUCUAAUUGUAUUAUUUUUGCGCCAACAUGAUGCAUUUAAAUCAACAUUUCUUUAUAUUUUGUUUUCAUUUUAGGAAAGGUAAAAUAAUAUGAUAAUUAGUAAUAAGAGACAUGCCUACUGUAUAAAGGGAAAAUAACCUUGGUUCAAAAUAAAACUUCUUUGUCAAAUUAUAGUUUCAAGCAUGGCUUCCAUUUUUGCUAGUUUAAAGUAAACUAAAUAUAUUUUUUAAUUGUUUGCUUUUCUCAUGUAGAUUUGUCUUACUGUUUGGAGAACUUUUCAUUAAGUUCAAUAUUGCAAUAUUUUGGUGAUUCAACUAUUUUCCAAAUUUCUAAACAAAUUUAUCCCGCCUACUUUCUAUGGGAGCACAUUGCUCAAGUUAGGCUUCGGCCCAUCAGACAUAAAUAUUCGUAGUUGAUAUUGUUCAGAAAUUUGUUUUCAUAUUAUCAGUCAUAAAAAAAAUAUUUUUUUAAAUCUUCUAUAAAACAAAUCAAAACUAUUGAUCAAAACUACUCAACAACUUUUUAAAACUACUCAAUGUGGCAUUGUGAAUGUAUACAGUACUGUGCUCAAUUUUGUAUAAUGUAAUUGUAUCAAUGUUUGCUUCCUUUUUGAACUGGUAUGAACAAGCAGUUAAUAUUUACUGUUGAUUCAGUGCUAACAUCAGGAUCAACAGCCUUACAAGUGUUUUGAUACAUCAUCACUUCCAGAUAUUUUGCUUAAUAUAUCAAGUGAAAAAACUGCAUUUGUAUGUUGUUGACUGUUAAUUUAUUAGCCAUUUGUGAUGUAGCUGAAUAUUGUGUGAUCAAAAUAUUGAUAAUGUUUAUAGGAAUAAUAUAUUAUUACCCCAUUCCUAAUGACUUGAUAAUGGUUUUGAAUCCAGUUUUAUUCGAUUUAAGACAAAAAUGGUCAUGUAUCAAAAUGUUAUUUCAUUUCAGAAGCACAGUGCAGUUAGCUUGAUUUAAGUUAAUUUUUUCAUACUAGAUGAUGGACAGCAGAUGCCUUAUUUUCUUGACAGUUUAAAAUGUUGAUUAUUAGUAAAUGUAAUGUAUGAAUAACCUGUAUGCUCAUUAUACAUGCACAUGAACUAUUUGUACUUUUCCUACAUCGAUUGGCCACCAAAAAGGAUAGAAUUUUCAGAUGAGCACCUUAUUAUAUUACCUUUAGGAUAUUGAAUGUACCGGUACAUGAUAUCAAAUGUUAAUUUCACUCAUAGUUACAACAAUGUUAUUGUGGUUUUAUGAAAAUUAUGCAGAGGUAUAUAAAAAAAAAAAAUGUCAAACAGGACUCAAUUGUGAGGUCUGGUAGUAGAUUAGAUAUGUGCCUCUGUAGCAUGAACAAUUUGGUUUAAUUUCUUCAAUGACCCAUAGCUUAAUUUGUUUUGUAUUCUGUUCCUUACAAUGAAUGUGUGCAGUAAUAGUACAGAUUCCACAAACUUUUUUUCUAAAUUGACAAACAUUUUAUUGUAUAACUUAUUUUAAUAAAAAACAACUUUGAAA
This is a messenger RNA of Salvelinus fontinalis (brook trout), 4466 nucleotides long. RefSeq names its product pygopus homolog 1-like. The record is from RefSeq and is a predicted model, not a curated record. The transcript is spliced from 3 exons. Lineage: Eukaryota; Metazoa; Chordata; Actinopteri; Salmoniformes; Salmonidae. The coding region runs from base 119 to 1444 and encodes 441 amino acids.